GUGUAUAAAUUCUUUGCCGACGGCUGUUUGUUGUUUCUGGGGCGAUCAUGGCGGCGAUUUUGAGCUCGCAAAGUCGAGGUCUGGACAUCAAUUUGUCAGAUGUCAAGCGUGAUUUGCAGAGGAGUAUCAGAGUAUGUUCGCAGAGGGGUCUUUCACAAAGUGUGAAAUGGUGUGCUGAGUUAUCAUUCGCUCUGAAAUCUGUCAAGUCUACGCCGCUAGAACCAACGGACCAAAUAGAGGACACUGAGGACUUCAUAGCUGAGUUUGACGAGUACACUCUUGCCAAGUCCUAUUUCGACCUCAGAGAGUAUGACCGAGCGGCUUACUUUGUUGACAAGUGUCAAAGCCCCAAGGCCUACUUUCUCCAUGUUUAUGCUCGAUAUUUGGGCGGAGAGAAGAAGAAAUAUGAUGAAGUUGCAGACCUGACGGGACCGAUUCAGUACAAGUCCAUGAAGAAUGAGACCCUGAAGGCACUACGCAUUGAACUGAGCAAGAAAUAUGCUUUGAACAAACUGGAUGGCUUCUGCCUGUACCUGUAUGGAAUUGUACUGAAGAAGUUAGAACUGUUGAAGGAUGCAGAGAGUGUGUUGUUGGAGGCUGUGAGGCUGGAACCAUACCACUGGGGUGCAUGGAUGGAACUGACUAGUCUGGUUACAGACAAGGACAAGCUGAAUACACUCGCUCUGCCGGAUCUGUGGAUCAAGGAAUUCUUUGUCGCUCAGGCGUACCUUGAGCUGCAUCUGAACGAAGAAGCUCUGAAGAAAUACACUGCCCUCAGCGAGGCUGGGUUCAGCCAGAGCACUUACGUCAUCUCCCAGAUUGCCUUGGCCCAUCACAGUGUCAGAGAUAUGAAUCGAGCUGUGGAGUUGUUUGGACAGUUACAGAAAGUUGACCCCUACCGUCUGGAGAACAUGGACAUUUAUUCCAACCUUUUGUAUGUCAAGGAAAUGAAAGCAGAGUUGAGUUUUCUGGCACACCAUGUAUGCGAGGUGGACAAGUACAGAGUGGAGACAUGCUGUGUUAUUGGUAACUACUACUCGCUGAGAUCUCAGCACGAGAAAGCCGUCUUGUACUUCCAGCGAGCGUUGAAGCUCAAUCCUCACUAUCUGUCUGCUUGGACUCUGAUGGGUCAUGAAUAUAUGGAGAUGAAGAACACGCCGGCUGCUAUUGAAGCCUACAGGCAGGCGAUAGAAUUGAACAAGAGGGAUUUCCGUGCCUGGUACUGCCUUGGACAGACCUACGAGAUCCUCCGCAUGCCGUCAUAUAGCCUAUAUUACUACAGACAGGCACAGCAAAUCAGGCCCAAUGAUUCCCGCAUGCUGGUGGCGCUCGGUGAGAGCUACGAGAAACUGGAGAAGAUCCAGGAGGCCAAGAAGUGUUACUGGAGGGCGUACUCGGUGGGUGACAUCGAGGGUACGGCACUCAUCAAGCUGGCCAAGCUGCAUGAGGCACAGGGGGAGGAGGAAAAGGCCGCUCAGUUCUACACAAAAUAUGUGGAGCAGUCUGAGGCCAUGGGGACGGGGAUGGUUGAGGAGCAGUGUGACGCUUAUCGAUUUCUGGCGACGUAUCACUUGAAACGACGCAACUUUGAAGAGGCCAGUAACUACGCCCACAAGUGCUGUGAAUACACUGAGACAAGAGAAGAGGGCAAAGCGAUCCAGACUGAGAUAUCCCAGCUACGUGCCGUUGAGGAGGCGGGGUCAGCAGACAACAAAGAGGCGGCUGAUGUAGGGUCUGUCACCCGUCAACCGCUCAGUAUCAGCGACGGUGGGACGCCCGGACAGCUGUCACCAAUGAAUCUCACCUUUACACCAUGAUGACCUUUGAACCUUUGAACUAUACUAAGGGAAUAAAGGUGUGCUUGGGAAGUGUUAAACACUGUUUAAGACUGGUUGGAGUCUGGAAUGCUGAUAAUUACCGGAGCCGAAAUUCAUAAAAACCUUUUCGGUCAAAAAUCAGAACUUUUCUGUCCAAAAGUCAAAACAAGUCAUAAAUUAAAAACUUCCCACGAUUUUGUUCAAGAAUUCUACCUGUUUUUUUAAACACCCCUCAAGCUAUGUAAUGGAGUGUCCUGCUUGCGAGUAAGCCGUAAACAACUCUUUUUAUAGAGAUUGGAGCAGUUGUGAAAAGUGCAUUGUAAUUUUAAAACUUUGAAAUACUGACUAACUGGUAGUGUUGUGCAUGUCUAUGUGAGGAUUGUGAUUGUUCAACCAAUAAAACAGUAAAAGGCACCGGAUUUCAUAGGAUACCAAAUUUCAUGUGACACUGGAAAAGUGUUUAAGACCAGCCAGCCAUGUCUUUAUCAUCCGUUUAAGACCGGCCACGUGACGGGCUCUCGACCAAUAGGAAUGGGUAAACUGUCUUAGGUAUUUAUACAUAAAGUUUAAACAAAAACUGAGGUAUCAAUCACAUGACAGUGUGUCUUUGAAUGAAAGUGACUUGCAUCUUGCAGAAAGUUGUUCUUGUUCAGACGUUGCAAUGUGUUCAUAUUUUUGUCAACAAUUUGACUGUUGUAUAUAAAAGGCUGAAAUGAUGAUGGACAUCAGACGCUUACCAACCAUUAAUCAAUUUUGUACAAGCAAAUUUUGCACUUCAAGUGCAUUUGAGGUGCAUUUAACAGUUCAAAAAAGAAUAAAAGUAUUCCAUAAUAUAUGU
Molecule: messenger RNA, 2655 nt
Organism: Patiria miniata (bat star)
Lineage: Eukaryota; Metazoa; Echinodermata; Asteroidea; Valvatida; Asterinidae
Gene: cdc23
Product: cell division cycle protein 23 homolog
Exons: 13
Coding region: 48-1817 (589 amino acids)
Biological process (GO): cell division
Cellular component (GO): anaphase-promoting complex
Molecular function (GO): protein binding
Source: RefSeq, a predicted model, not a curated record